UGGAGGACAAUAAAGAGAGUGAAGCAGAAGACAAAGACACUGAGCUGGUCUUUGAAGAAGGAGAAGAUCAAGAAGCUCCAGCUCUCAACAAGACUGAAGAAUUGGACGAAUGUCUGCAAACACUCCAGCAGACAAACUCCAAGAAGAAAAGGGAGAAAAGUCAGAAGAAAGUGGAAGAAGUCAAAGAGCUGAAGGAUAAACCUGUGAAGAGGUUCUCCUUCUCAAAGUUUUUUCGUCGGCUGUUUGGCUUAAAACCUAAAGGGAGACAUUAACUAAACUAACCUCCCUCCACCUAAAAGACGUUCAGAUGAUUCUGUUUGCUUUUCUCCCUCCUGUCCUCCAACAUCCGCAUCCAAUUCUUUUAUUUCAUAUUUUGUUCUACUUCCUUCACAAUUGUUAUGUAGUUGCAUUAUCAAAAUGUCAGAUGAUUUUCAUGAUUUUAUUGUAUCG
This is a messenger RNA of Oryzias melastigma (Indian medaka), 450 nucleotides long. RefSeq names its product glutamic acid-rich protein. The record is from RefSeq and is a predicted model, not a curated record. Lineage: Eukaryota; Metazoa; Chordata; Actinopteri; Beloniformes; Adrianichthyidae.